Molecule: messenger RNA, 2714 nt
Organism: Botrytis cinerea B05.10
Lineage: Eukaryota; Fungi; Ascomycota; Leotiomycetes; Helotiales; Sclerotiniaceae
Exons: 4
Coding region: 784-2136 (450 amino acids)
Biological process (GO): phospholipid biosynthetic process
Cellular component (GO): membrane
Molecular function (GO): phosphotransferase activity, for other substituted phosphate groups
Source: RefSeq, a predicted model, not a curated record
GGCAUUAGAGUGAAUAAAUCUUCUAGAAGAACUUCCAAUUCGAGAGUCGAAGCUUUGGAAUAUUCCUGUCCUGUCCUGUCCUGUUCUAUCCUGUUCUCCAGUAGCUUCGAGCCCCUGACCCCGACCGACCGACAACUUUCAAAUUUUGAUGUGGUAGAUCUGUUGGGUUAGUCUCUCCUCUCUUCGUUUCCCCCUUGGAACGAAAGAAAUAAAGUCCCUGGUCAGUAGCUGGCUAGCUUCCCAACUUUUUGGCUUGUGAAGAUUUGAUUUGAUUUGAUUUGAUUUUAAUUUGGUUUCUGGAAGGUUUCUAUUUUUUUUUCCUUUUCUUCUUCCUGUUGGCCCAUCUCUCUCGAGUGUUUGGAUUGAUUUCGAUUUCACCCCGCGGACCACUGCACUCUAGACACCAUCAUUCACACAACACACGAGAGAAUAUCGAUGAUGAGCAAUUGACCACGAAUUGACGGCUCACAUUCCAUCAUCGCACAAGACAUCGCCCAUUACACCAUUCCCGCAUACCGUCGGCCUCUUCCGCAGCUCAUUCAUUCAGCCUGAUAUCUCAUCUCAUCUCACUACUCUUCCCGCUAAAAAACCCACAUAUAUAAUACCUAACCUCACCCCAAGGUCGCGAGGGUCGGAAGCGCAUUCCACCCACCACGAUUGAAAAUUCACGGAAAGAUUGAUAAGUUGCUGGCGGUGAACACGGCGUCGGCGAUUGGUUAUCGAGAGGAAGACGGGGAAUUGCCAUUGCCGGUUACGACGCCCAAGACGCCCAAGGAGAGGGGAAUGGGGCUGGGUAUGGCGCCGAAUAGGAAAGAGGCAGCGCAUGAAUGCGUGUCGGAAGAAGCACUCGUGCAUUUGAAAUCGUACAAAUAUUCGAGUGUGGACAAGAGUUUAAUUUCGAAUUAUAUUUUGAAGCAUUAUUGGAAUGGCUUCGUCGAAUUAUUGCCAUUAUGGUUGGCACCAAAUAUGGUCACAUUAUUGGGAUUCUUUUUCAUUCUGAGUAAUGUUAUUUGCCUGGAGAUUUUCAUGCCGGAUUUGGUGGGACCUGGACCAUCAUGGUUAUAUUACAGUUUCGCCUUCGGAUUAUGGAUGUAUUCAACAAUGGACAAUGUAGAUGGAAAGCAAGCUCGAAGAACAGGAACAUCCAGCGGUCUUGGUGAACUCUUUGACCACGGAAUCGAUUCUCUCAAUUGCACACUUGCAUCUCUAUGCGAAACAGCUGCUAUGGGCCUGGGUACAUCCAGAGCUGGAAUCUUUACCGCAUUGAUUCCUUGUUUACCUAUGUUCUUUUCAACCUGGGAAACAUACCAUACACAUACUUUAUACUUGGGAAUUUUCAAUGGACCAACUGAGGGAUUAAUCUUGGCUUGCACGAUUAUGAUCUUGAGUGGUUAUUAUGGACCCGAGAUUUGGACACAUCGAAUAACGGAUUUAGUUGGCCACCAUUAUUUCCUCGGAUAUCAUGAAUUCUUUGGUUCAUAUUCCGUUAGAGAUUUAUGGGUCCCUAUUCUCGUUGUCUCAUUAUUCGGUAUUCAUGUUCCUUUCUGCGUUAUAAACGUAAUUAAAGCCAGAAGAAGAGAUAACUUGCCUGUCUUGCCGGUUUUCCUCGAAUGGACUCCUAUGGCCGUUUUUACUUUCAGUAUUGGAGCUUGGCUUUUCUCUCCAUAUUCAACACUUAUGGAAGAAAACCGCUUGGUACUUUUCUGUCUCACAAUGAGUUUUGUCUUUGGAAGAAUGACGACGAAAAUCAUUCUGGCACAUCUCACAAGACAACCAUUUCCUUACUGGACAGUCAUGCUUACGCCACUUGUUGGUGGUGCCAUUCUUGGUAAUCUACCUCGAUUUGGUUUACCAGCUGUUAGUGUAGGAGUGGAAUUAUGGUAUUUGAGAGCAUACUUCAUUUUUGCUUUAGUGGUUUACUUUAGAUGGGCUUGGUUAGUGGUUACGAGUAUUUGUGAAUACUUGGGGAUUAAUUGUUUGACAAUUCCGGAACAGAAGUUGGAGGAGAUCUAUAGGAAUCAAGAAAUGGAGAAGAGGUUAGAGAAGAGAGGGUUGGAGAUUAAUGGGAAGAGAACCCCAAGUGGAAGUGGAACGAAGAGUCCAAUUGGAGUGCCAAAUGGAAAGAGAGUUGAUUAGAGGAGUUGAGACGUUGAGAUGCAUAGAGUACAUUGUUGAUGUAUUUGAGAAGCCAUUGGAAUGAUAGAAAUGAUGGUAGAUCGUAUGUAUUUCAUGGGUAUAGCUAGGGACACGUAGAGAUUUAUUUCACUCGUGGGUAUGGUCGGUACGGGUAGAUAAUGGAUGGAUGGAUGGGUGAUGAUGAGUAACGAAUGGAUGGGUCUCUCGGACUUGACUUGAGGUCAAACAAAAAAAGGAAUGAGUUCAUGUAUGGAUGGGAUGCAUAUAGAUAUUUUAAUACCGAAAAUUCUGAAGGGGGAGGAAGAGAGUACGGGAUGGAGGGAGGAAGAGAGGUUAUUAAGCAUUUGCAUGGCGUUGCGAACCCUUUGAGGGUGAAGCGAAUAAGUAACUUUCUUGAUAUUCUGGUUGCAUACUGGUGGAUUUUCAUUUGAUUGGAUUCGAAGAGAUUAGAUGAAUGAAUGAACGGAUGGAUGGGAGGAGGGAGAGGGGUAGGAAGGAAGUGAUUAGUGACUUCGUACUUGGUCCAUAUAAACUUGUUAAUAAUACCUUUUUUUUUCUCCCAGCAAAUUUUGAUUGCA